UUUCUCUUUGCAUACCAACCACACAUACCUCAGGAGCAUUCCUCCUGCUUUUUGUUUUGCUUUGCUUUUCAUUUUUUCCCCUUGCUCUGGCUGGAUUUCCCUCCUGUGAUCCAUUCCCUGCUCCACUCCAUAUGCGUUCCCAUUGCCAUUCCCACUCUUAGCCAUGGAGAGGUGCCUUUCUCAGCAUGCAGGGAGCAGGGCAUUGUGUUUAUUAUCACUCCACGUUCGUUUAGGCACUCAUGCAUGUGAUGUAUCCUGUGCGAUGGCAUCUUUCUGAGAGCUGUAAUUCUGAGGCUUGGUUCCGGAUUUUAAAAUACUCAAUCUGCAAAGGCAGUUCCCCGUGUUUCCUGCUUGCUUUUGCCAAAGCCCUUGAGAUUUCAAGAGGUCAUCUCAGCCAGUUCCUCACAUUCUCAUGCAUCCUGGUCACUUUUUAAGUACCACCUCCUGAGAGCACAGGAACAGGAGGUCAAGAAGGUGAGCAGAAGGCCAGCAUUCACCCCAGGGUACUAAGAUGUCACUGCAGGACCUCUCUGAGUUAUUUUGCAAUGAGAAGGGUAAGCUGAUGGGUCAGAUCCGAAGGGUUAUCGCACAUGGGGUUCCGUCAGGCUGGUGGCCAGUCACUGGUGGGGUUCCUCAGGGCUCCAUUUUAGGGUCAGCUCACUAAGGCAACCUGCUGGCAAUGCUCGUAAGGCAGGGUUCUUGGUAGUCGGAGCUCACUGCUCGCCCAUGGCUAAACCUCAGUGCCCAUCAGGACAGUUUGUUGUUCACAUCAGCUCGAUGGACACGGUGUCGGGACAAUAUUUAGAGACUUACAGAAGAAAGAUGAGAAGGGACAGGUCGUUCUGGCAAGACUACCUGAUGUAAGAUGCUGAUGUGAAACUAAACGGGAGAAAAUGGCACUUGGGAGGAGGGUAGGAGGGAGCACAGCGAGCGCUGCUCUCCCAGGGCCACGUCUGCUGGCCAAAAGUUAACACAGCCCAUGGUCAGCUGGAGAAUCGCUUCCUCUGCUGGAUCUGUCCCCUGCUCGGAAAGGGCUCCGGGGUGAGGGGAAUGGGGAAGUCCUUCCUCCUGUGCCCAUGGGGUGUGCAUUUCACCCAUCAGUGCCGGAGACUGGGAGCAGUGGGGUGGAACCAGCAGCACACGUGGCAGGCUGUGGUGUGUCUGUGUCAGAGCCCAGGGCACGUGUCUGAGACAAGACCAUAGAUGGAAUCAAGCAGCAGAGCGAGGGGAUAAAGCUGGGCUGAAGCUCACUUUGGGAACCCUAGCUGAGAGUGAGCCUCGGUGUGAAAAAGGAACUGCCUGCGCUGGUGCUGGGAGGAUGCAGCCUCCACCUCUUCACCGCACGUGAUUUGGAUGCUGGAGGUCUUCUGGAGCAGUGGCCAAAGAAGGAGCCAUGAGCAUCCUGGUGGUGAAGGGCAUCCUGCCCCUGCUGCUCCUUGCCUGGCCGCCCGCUGGACUGGCUGACCAGUGCUCACAAACAACUUCCGUAUCCUUAGGGUCAGAUCUCACCUUUCACUGUCUGCCAAACAGCCUUGACAGGGAAGUGGUGUGGUGUGACACCUUAAGCAAGAAGAAGAAGGCAGAGAAAGACACAGGGUCUGCUCUACACAAGGAAAAUGUUUCUUCCAACUUCACCUUUACAAGCGUGAAUGAAAAGCAUGCUGGAAAUUACACGUGCAAGAUGAAGACCUGCCCCAUUGCUGAAAACAAGAACCGCCCAUGCAAGAACCACAAGGCCAAAGAUACUUGUGGCAAGAGGAACCCGCUGUGCUGGUUCAUGCUCUGGACAGAGAAUAAGACCAUGCAUGUGAAGUGGUGGACAUGCCCAGAGCCUCCUGAUAACUGCCUGGAGCACAGCAAGGCACAUCACAGUGACAGCCAUGGCAGCAUGGAUGCAGCCAGCGCAGAGCCCAUGGUGUGCACCGUAUCCAGCAGAAGCUUCACAGGCACUGAAAAUGCCACCCAAGGGAUGGCUCCCAGCUCUGACCCCAAGACUUCUCCGACCCGUGAGCCUCAGAUUCAGGAAGGUCUCAUAGCAAUCAUCUACCUGUACGCCAUCCCCGGGUUAGUGGUUGUGACUCUUUUCCUCCUGCUUUGUAUUUUGGUGUGCCUGUGCAGAAGAAAGCAAAAGGAUGCCAAAGGAACUCCUGAAAGCAAGCAUGCAGCAGAGAUGAAUCAGCUCAGCACGCCUCCCCCAGCGCCUCAGACUGAGGACCUGACGUAUGCAAAGCUGAUCUUUGAAAGGACGGGGGCAAUACCUGCAGCCUCAGAAGUGGUGUACACAGAAAUAAAACCCCUGCAAAAGAAGUAGAGAGCUGAGGAUGGCCACACUGCUCUGCAAAGGGAAGGUCUGUCAGCAGGAAGAGUGAGAAAGGAGAGACAAGCAGCUGCUGAUAUGGCUGCCAUAGCUUGAAAACCUGGCAUUAGCUCUUAUCAGGUGCACUGGGUGAUGGAUAUGCUGGUAGAGCCCUGGAGCAGUGUUCUUCAUUUCCUCACUGUGUCCACAUCCAGCAUCCUCUGCGAUGGAUUUGGCUCUGCUCUGAUUCACACACCUGAAAAAUGACAAGCAAAGAUACAAAGGCAUCAUUUGCUGUGGAGAGAUCCAGGAUGGAUACAGCCAAAGCCCACCAGUGACCGGCCGCCAGCCUGAUGGAACCCCAUUCACUCUCUGAGCCUGGCAAGUCAGCCAGUUGCUCACCUAUAAUGUUAUAUUUCUUGCUAGCUCUAUGCUGGAUGUUUUGUCUGGAAGGAAGCAGUGUCAAAAGCUUUACUGAAACCCAAAAAGUGAACGUUGACUGGCUUCACUUGGUCAACCAGAUAGGUGGCCUUGUUGUAUAAGGAAAUGAAGUUAAUCCAACAGGACCUAUGUAAUAUAUAUACAUAUAUGUCUCUCUCUCUCUCUCUAAAAUAUCUUUUCUCUCUUUCUUUUUUCAU
Lagopus muta (rock ptarmigan) is the source of this 2934-nucleotide messenger RNA. RefSeq lists its product as uncharacterized. NCBI's taxonomy places the organism in Eukaryota, Metazoa, Chordata, Aves, Galliformes, Phasianidae. The record is from RefSeq and is a predicted model, not a curated record. The coding region runs from base 1394 to 2311 and encodes 305 amino acids. The transcript has 8 exons.